Didymodactylos carnosus is the source of this 555-nucleotide messenger RNA. The record is from the annotation of a GenBank genome assembly. NCBI's taxonomy places the organism in Eukaryota, Metazoa, Rotifera, Eurotatoria, Philodinida, Philodinidae.
AUGUCACCAGAAUCGAUGUCUCCAGAGUCACCAUUGUCUCCAGAACCACCAUUAUCUCCAAGAUCAUUCGUUGAUGAAGGCCGUUGGGUAUCGCCGAAGUUUGUUGAACAAUGGGUCAAAAAGAAUCCUCGUGUCUCGUUGUCUGAUCGCGUUGAACAAGUAGUACAGGGCAUUUUGAUCGAAGGCGAAAAAGCAAACAGUUUCCCGUAUGCGAACGUUUUCAAACGAAAUCAAUAUAAAGGUCUGGUUUAUCGAGGUGUCUUGCUCGAUCCCCAUCAAAUUGAAUCAUACAAGAACGCUGUUGGAAAAGGUUCGAAAGAAUGGUUGAAUUUUUCGUCAGCCAGCAAAAAUCGUGCACUAGCAGAAAUCUAUGGGAAUACAUUGUUUGUAAUUAAUAUCCCAUCAAAAUCUCAGCCUAUCGAUAUAUCAUCAGUAUCAAAUUUUCCAGAAGAAGAAGAAGUGCUUUUGCCGGCAUCAACAAGUUUUCAGAUUGAAAAAGUUGAAUAUGACGAAAAUGCAAAAAAACACUACAUUUACUUACGUGUUCUUUGGUGA